Helianthus annuus (common sunflower) is the source of this 2056-nucleotide messenger RNA. Its product is annotated as silicon efflux transporter LSI2. Gene Ontology annotation, cellular component: membrane. Lineage: Eukaryota; Viridiplantae; Streptophyta; Magnoliopsida; Asterales; Asteraceae. The coding region runs from base 286 to 1899 and encodes 537 amino acids. Gene Ontology annotation, biological process: transmembrane transport. The record is from RefSeq and is a predicted model, not a curated record. The transcript has 4 exons.
ACCAUCUGUCCAUGUGUCUCUCUCUUUUACCUACAAAACACAUGGUGACUAAUCUUCUGAGGUCCACCUUUCAAAUCUCAAGAACUUCGAACCAUAAUUUGUCUCUACACACAAAUUCUUCUUUAUUAGUCUUCUUCUUUGACUGAUUAGAUUCACACCUUUCUGCUCCAUCAACCAAGCUUCUUCAAGGUGAUUCUUUUCUCAUGUGAAGAGGACUAUUGUUUAAGGAGGAUUAUUAACGUUUGACAAGAGAAUUGGGUGUUGAAUAAUUGUGGGAUUCUAACCAUGGCUAUGGCUCCUACUAUCAAAGUGGUUCUAGGCUCGAUUGCGUUUGGUGUAUUUUGGGUUUUGGCUGUUUUUCCUGCUGUCCCUUUCAUGCCCAUUGGAAGAACAGCAGGGUCACUACUUGGUGCCAUGCUCAUGGUUCUUUUUCAAGUCUUAACACCUGAUCAAGCGUAUGAAUCUAUCGAUCUUCCAAUUCUUGGUCUUCUGUUUGGGACAAUGGUUGUAAGUGUUUAUCUUGAAAGAGCUGAUAUGUUCAAAUACUUAGGUAAGUUGCUAUCAUGGAAAAGCAAAGGACCUAAAGAUUUGCUUUGUCGAAUCUGCUUAAUUUCCGCAAUUUCGAGUGCUUUUUUCACCAACGACACGUCAUGUGUUGUGUUAACUGAGUUUGUACUCAAAAUUGCUAGACAACAAAACCUCCCACCCCAUCCUUUCCUAUUAGCACUUGCUUCAAGUGCAAAUAUUGGAUCGGCUGCUACACCGAUUGGUAACCCUCAAAAUUUGGUUAUAGCAGUUCAAAGCAAGAUACCAUUUGGGAAAUUCUUGUUUGGGAUUGUGGCAGCAAUGCUGGUGGGCAUUUGUGUAAAUGCUUUGAUUCUUUUAUGCAUGUUUUGGAAGGUGUUAUCUGUUCAGAAGGAUGAAGAAGAACCUCCAAUGGAGGUAACCCCCGAAGAAGAUGUUAAUUCGCAUAGGUUUUCGCCGGCUACAAUGUCACAUCUUACUUCAGAAAAUUCUCAUGAUCUUAAUGCUUAUCAUGAAGCCAUGAAUAGUCACAGCCUUCCAAGUGUUAGUGGACACAUAGAUGCUAAUACUCUUAGGAACCGCGUACUUGGUUCCGGUGACAAUGAAAUUUUAAAAGAUGUAAAUGGCACGAAAGAUGUUUUGGAAAACGGAUCAUUGCAGAAGAAUGAUGAAAAAGUUGGUUCAAAGACUCCAUCCAUGAACGGGUUCGCGAAAGAGAGUUCUGAUUUGGGUUUGGAGGAUAUUGAUGAGAAGUCUGCUAAAUGGAAGUUGAUAUUAUGGAAGAUAGGAGUUUAUGUUAUUACAGUAGGAAUGUUGGUUUCUUUUCUGGCAGAACUAAACAUGUCAUGGACUGCCAUUACAGCUGCAAUGGCUCUUGUGGUUCUUGAUUUCAAGGAUGCUAGACCAUGCUUAGAAAAGGUUUCUUAUUCACUAUUGGUAUUCUUUUGCGGGAUGUUUGUCACCGUUGAAGGCUUCAAUAGAACAGGAAUCCCGAGUGCAAUAUGGGACUUUAUGGAACCUUAUGCCGAAAUUGAUAAAGUUAGUGGUGUGGCGGUUCUUGCAAUUGUGAUAGUUGUUCUAUCAAAUCUGGCUUCGAAUGUGCCAACAGUAUUGUUGCUUGGAUCAAGGGUGGCAGCAGCGGCUGCUACUAUAUCACCAGAAAAAGAGAGAAAAGCAUGGCUGAUAUUGGCCUGGGUGAGCACUGUAGCCGGGAAUCUGUCACUACUCGGGUCAGCCGCUAACCUGAUCGUGUGUGAACAAGCUCGCAGGGCUCAACACUGUGGCUACAAUCUUACGUUUUGGGCUCAUCUUAAGUUUGGUGUUCCUUCUACUAUUAUAGUUACAGCUAUUGGCUUGACACUUAUUAGGGCAUAAAUAUAAUUAAGAUCAAGAUUUUCAGCAUUUCCGGUCACUUCUCUGUAAAGAGAUUUUCAAGAAGGAUCACUAGAAUUGUGUUAUAUGUAUUUGGUUUUAAAGUAUGUGUAAGAUUGAAUCAGUUAAGAAAUUUAUGAAGUUCGUAAUUUGGACCAAA